Anopheles merus is the source of this 1659-nucleotide messenger RNA. Its product is annotated as adenosine deaminase 2-like. Gene Ontology annotation, biological process: adenosine catabolic process; inosine biosynthetic process. NCBI's taxonomy places the organism in Eukaryota, Metazoa, Arthropoda, Insecta, Diptera, Culicidae. Gene Ontology annotation, molecular function: adenosine deaminase activity. The transcript is spliced from 3 exons. The record is from RefSeq and is a predicted model, not a curated record. The coding region runs from base 1 to 1479 and encodes 492 amino acids.
AUGGCUCGUCCAGCGUACGAUGAGUUCUGCCGGCAGCGGGAGGAGUUUUUCGCCCGGGAACAGGGCCGCGGCCUUGGUGCCAAUCUCGUGCUCAGCCCGGCCGAACAGCGCCUCAACCAGUACGUGAUGCACCUGAAGCAGCAGGAACUGGCCAAAGGAGUGGAGAACCCGUACGAGCUCGUAUCGGCGCGACACUUCUUCGAGAUGCUGGAUCGCAUCAACGAGUCACCACUGUUCCGGUUGAUUCAGAAGAUGCCGAAGGGUGGCGUUCUGCAUGCCCACGAUACGGCCAUCGGUAGUACGGAGCUGAUCGUGCGUGCGACACGCCACGCUCAUCUGUGGCAGAGCGGUAGCAUUCCCCAGGCGGCUGCGGAUCCGAUGCCGGUGUACACGUUCUCGCGCAACAAACCCACGGCGGAGGGUGAGUGGCGUCUGGUAGCGGACAUACGCAGCGCGAUGGGUGACGCAGCGUACGAGGCGGCCAUUCGCAAGAUGUUCACGCUGUACACGACCGAUCCGCUGAAUGAGCAUCGCGACAUUAACGAUGUGUGGCGCAAAUUUAUGGCACUGUUCAUCUGCUUCGAACCAAUGGUUACGUACCGGCCGGUCUGGGAGGAGUACUACUAUGGGUGUUUGGAGGAGCUGUUGGCGGACAAUGUCACGUACCUGGAGUUCCGUGGAUUACUCCCACCGGUAUACGAUCUAGACGGUCGUAAGUACACCCCGGAAGAGAUCGUCCAAAUGUACGUCGAUCAGUCGGAAAAGUUCCUGCGCGCCAAUCCCAAGUUUGCGGGCGUUAAGUUCAUCUACGCACCGUUGAAGUUCUGCGACGACAGCACAUUUGACGGGUACCUUACGCUGGUGCAAACGCUUAAGGCACGCUUCCCGACCUUCAUCGCCGGGUUCGAUCUCGUCGGUCAGGAAGACCUUGGCCGACCGCAUACGGACUUUAACGAGCGAUUGCUUCGUCUCCCGGCUGGAAUCAAUUUCUUCUUCCAUGCCGGCGAAACCAACUGGACUGGACGGCGGGACGAGAACUUGAUCGACGCCAUUCUGCUGGGAACGAAGCGCAUCGGACACGGCUUCGCCGCCAUCAAGCAUCCGGUCGUGCUGGAGGAGAUCAAGAAGCGCAACAUCUGCAUUGAGCUGAACCCGAUCUCGAACCAGGUGCUGAAGCUGGUGCAAGACUUCCGCAACCAUCCCGGCGGUUUCUACUUCUCUGACAACUACCCGGUGGUGGUUUCGAGCGACGAUCCCUCCUUCUGGUGCGCGUCACCCUUGAGUCACGAUUUUUUCGUCGCGUUCAUGGGACUCGCAUCUGCACGGGCCGACCUACGGUUGCUCAAGCAGCUCGCUCUCAACUCGAUCGAGUACAGUUCGAUGGAGGGCGAAGAGAAGACGAUCGCCACCCAGAAGUGGACUGCCGCGUGGAACGAGUACGUGGAGGAGAUGCUUAAAACCAUUCCGGCUGAAUUCUAAAACGGUUAAGAGGCUCUAAGCUAGGAGUGUUCAUUUCCAAUGGAAACAGUAUUUCUUGUGUGUUGUUCCUUAAACCUUUGAGAAAAGUGUAAAUUGAUUUGUGUGUUACAACACAUGUAAAACUCCGUCGCAAACGACUGAUGCCUUAUGAAGAUCACGAAUAAAAGAUCACAAAACGAA